AUGUCCGGCUACGAUCAGUACAACCAGGGUGGCUACGGCCAGCAGGGUUACGGCCAACAGCAGCAGGGCUACCCCCCUCAGCAGGGUUACGGCCAACAGGGCUACGGUCAGCAGCAGGGUUACCCUCAGCAGGGCUACGGCCAGCAGGGUGGCUCUGGCGAUUACUACGGCCAGCAGCAACAGCACCAGCAGCACCAGGGUUACGGCCAGCAGCAGGGUGGCGCAUCUGACUACUACGGUGGCCAGCAGCAGGGCGAGCACCAGUAUGGCCAGCAGCACGACCAGUACCGCCAGGGUGGUUAUGACCAGCAGCAGCAAGGUGCCCCCGGUGAAGCCCAGGAGGGCGAGCGUGGUCUCGCCGGUGCCCUCGCUGGAGGUGCCGCGGGUGGCUUCGCCGGCCACAAGGCCAACCACGGAUUCCUCGGAACAAUUGGUGGUGCUAUCAUCGGUUCCAUCGCUGAAGACGCUGUCAAGAAGCACCGCCAGAACAGCCACUCUCCCAACAACCAGGGUCCUCCCCCUGGUGGCCCUUACGGCGGUCCCCCUCCUUCCCACAAUGGUAGCUCCAACUCCAUGAUGGACCAGCUCGGUGGCUUCUUCAAGAAGUAG
This is a messenger RNA of Penicillium antarcticum, 609 nucleotides long. It is a transcript of the gene hel10, whose product is annotated as putative high expression lethality protein Hel10. NCBI's taxonomy places the organism in Eukaryota, Fungi, Ascomycota, Eurotiomycetes, Eurotiales, Aspergillaceae. The record is from RefSeq and is a predicted model, not a curated record. The transcript is spliced from 2 exons. Bases 1 to 609 code for a protein of 202 amino acids.